AUGGUUGCUCAAUAUACUGUCCCAGUUGGGAAAGCCGCCAAUGAGCAUGAAACCGCUCCAAGAAGAAAUUAUCAAUGCAGUGAAAAGCCGCUCGUCAGACCGCCAAACACCAACUGUUCCACUGUUUAUGAGUUUGCUCUGGAGUGCUUCCAGAAGAACAAAAAUUCCAAUGCUAUGGGUUGGAGGGAUGUUAAGGAAAUUCAUGAAGAAUCCAAAUCGGUUAUGAAAAAAGUCGAUGGCAAGGAGACUUCUGUAGAGAAGAAAUGGAUGUAUUAUGAACUAUCGCAUUACCAUUAUAACUCCUUCGAUCAAUUAACUGAUAUCAUGCACGACAUUGGUCGUGGGUUGGUUAAAAUGGGGUUAAAACCUAAUGAUGACGACAAGUUACAUCUUUACGCCGCCACUUCCCACAAGUGGAUGAAGAUGUUCUUAGGUGCGCAGUCUCAGGGUAUUCCUGUCGUCACUGCUUACGAUACUUUGGGAGAGAAGGGGUUGAUCCAUUCUUUGGUGCAAACAGGGUCUAAAGCCAUCUUUACAGAUAACUCUUUGUUACCAUCGUUAAUUAAACCAGUCCAGGCCGCUCAGAACGUAAAAUUCAUAAUUCAUUUCGAUUCUAUCGAUCCUGAGGACAAGAGGCAACGUGGUAAGAUCUAUCAAUCUGCUCAUGAUGCCAUCAACAAAAUCAAGGAAGUGAGACCUGAUAUCAAGACCUUCAGUUUUGACGACAUCUUGAAGCUAGGUAAAGAUUCCCGUAACGAAAUAGAUGUUCAUCCACCUAACAAAGAUGAUCUUUGCUGCAUCAUGUAUACUUCAGGUUCUACAGGUGAACCAAAGGGUGUUGUCUUGAAACAUUCAAAUGUUGUCGCAGGUGUCGGUGGUGCAAGUUUGAAUGUUUUGAAGUUUGUGGGUAACACCGACCGUGUUAUUUGUUUUUUGCCACUGGCUCAUAUCUUUGAAUUAGUUUUCGAAUUAUUGUCCUUUUAUUGGGGGGCCUGCAUUGGUUAUGCCAACGUGAAAACUUUAACCAGCAGUUCCGUGAGAAACUGUCAAGGCGAUUUGCAAGAAUUCAAGCCCACGAUCAUGGUUGGUGUUGCCGCUGUUUGGGAAACAGUAAGAAAAGGAAUUUUAAACCAAAUCGAUAACUUGCCCUUCCUCACCAAAAAAAUCUUCUGGACCACGUAUAAUACCAAGUUGAACAUGCAACGUCUCCACAUUCCUGGCGGGGGCGUCUUAGGCAAUUUAAUUUUCAAAAAAAUCAGAACUGCCACAGGUGGCCAAUUAAGAUACCUUUUGAACGGUGGUUCGCCAAUUAGUCGAGAUGCUCAGGAGUUCAUUUCAAAUUUGAUAUGCCCCAUGUUGAUUGGUUACGGUUUAACCGAAACAUGCGCCAGUGCUACCAUCUUGGAUCCUGCUAAUUUUGAACUCGGCGUCGCGGGUGACCUGACUGGUUGUGUCACCGUGAAACUAGUUGAUGUUGAAGAAUUAGGAUACUUUGCUAAAAACAACCAAGGUGAAGUUUGGAUCACAGGUGCCAACAUCACGCCAGAAUAUUAUAAGAACGAGGAAGAGACUUCUCAAGCUUUGACCAGCGAUGGUUGGUUCAAGACCGGUGAUAUCGGCGAAUGGGAAGCAAAUGGUCACUUGAAAAUCAUUGACAGAAAGAAAAACUUGGUUAAAACAAUGAACGGUGAAUAUAUUGCCCUUGAAAAAUUAGAAUCAGUUUACAGAUCUAACGAAUACGUUGCUAACAUUUGUGUUUACGCUGACCAAUCCAAGACUAAGCCAGUCGGCAUUAUUGUACCAAAUCAUGCUCCAUUAACAAAGCUGGCCAAAAAAUUGGGAAUCAUGCAACAGAAUGACAGUUCAAUUAAUAUCGAAAAUUACUUGGAGGAUUCAAAAUUGGUUAAAGCUGUUUAUUCCGACCUUUUGAAGACAGGUAAAGACCAAGGUUUAGUCGGUAUUGAAUUGCUAGCAGGUAUAGUGUUCUUUGACGGCGAAUGGACUCCACAAAACGGCUAUGUUACGUCCGCUCAGAAACUGAAAAGAAAGGACAUUUUGAACGCUGUCAAAGAUAAAGUUGACGCCGUCUAUGGUUCCUCUUAA
This is a messenger RNA of Saccharomyces paradoxus, 2103 nucleotides long. RefSeq names its product long-chain fatty acid-CoA ligase FAA1 (gene FAA1). NCBI's taxonomy places the organism in Eukaryota, Fungi, Ascomycota, Saccharomycetes, Saccharomycetales, Saccharomycetaceae. Bases 1 to 2103 code for a protein of 700 amino acids. Gene Ontology annotation, molecular function: long-chain fatty acid-CoA ligase activity. Gene Ontology annotation, cellular component: endoplasmic reticulum; plasma membrane; lipid droplet. The record is from RefSeq and is a predicted model, not a curated record. Gene Ontology annotation, biological process: long-chain fatty acid metabolic process; long-chain fatty-acyl-CoA metabolic process. The transcript has a single exon.